GAUAUGUCUGCCUACGUGAAAAAAAUCCAAUUCAAGCUGCACGAAAGCUACGGCAAUCCUUUAAGAGUUGUUACCAAACCACCAUAUGAAAUCACCGAAACAGGCUGGGGUGAAUUUGAAAUAAUCAUUAAGAUAUUUUUCAUUGAUCCAAAUGAAAGACCUGUAACCUUGUAUCACUUGCUGAAGCUUUUCCAGUCUGAUACCAAUGCCAUCCUUGGAAAGAAAACUGUAGUUUCUGAAUUCUAUGAUGAAAUGAUAUUUCAAGAUCCUACUGCAAUGAUGCAGCAGCUGUUAACAACGUCUCGUCAGCUGACACUAGGUGCUUACAAGCAUGAAACAGAGUUUGCAGAUCUUGAAGUGAAAACCAGGGAAAAGCUGGAAGCUGCCAAAAAGAAAACUAGUUUCGAAAUUGCUGAACUUAAGGAAAGGCUAAAAGCAAGCCGUGAAACCAUCAACUGUUUAAAGAAUGAAAUCAGAAAACUUGAAGAAGAUGAUCAGUCUAAAGAUAUGUAAGAAGUGCUGACUUCGUAAAGAGCCUACGCUGAAGACAGAAAGACUUCAAUCAUGGAAUUGUAUAUGUUCUCUUGAAAUCUGUAACUGAGACUGUGAAUUUCCCUUGCAAAUGAUUGAAG
Molecule: messenger RNA, 632 nt
Organism: Apaloderma vittatum (bar-tailed trogon)
Lineage: Eukaryota; Metazoa; Chordata; Aves; Trogoniformes; Trogonidae
Gene: YEATS4
Product: YEATS domain containing 4
Exons: 5
Biological process (GO): regulation of DNA-templated transcription
Source: RefSeq, a predicted model, not a curated record